This is a messenger RNA of Hydra vulgaris (swiftwater hydra), 3038 nucleotides long. RefSeq names its product metabotropic glutamate receptor 8. Gene Ontology annotation, cellular component: plasma membrane. Gene Ontology annotation, molecular function: adenylate cyclase inhibiting G protein-coupled glutamate receptor activity. Lineage: Eukaryota; Metazoa; Cnidaria; Hydrozoa; Anthoathecata; Hydridae. Gene Ontology annotation, biological process: G protein-coupled glutamate receptor signaling pathway; regulation of synaptic transmission, glutamatergic. The record is from RefSeq and is a predicted model, not a curated record.
GAUUUCUUAUGUAUUGUAUGCUCCCAUAUGUUUUUUUUAUUGAUUUAUUAGGAUUUUAAUACUACGGAUUGAGUGUAGCAGCGUUAAUAAAUUAUAACCAUUUUUGGAUACAGAAUUGCUUAUUUUGUUUAACUUUUAUACCUAAAUGUUACUUAUCCUAUUCCAGUUCAUUAUUUACGAAGCUUUUAAAAGAUUUUAAAAAAAUAUUACCUUAAAGAAAAAAUAAAAAACACAUAAGUGAGCAUUAAGAAUACCUGCUUUAAUGCAACAUUUAUCAAACAGAUGUGGCUUUUUGUUAUACUUUUUCUAAUUUUUAAUUCAAACUUGGUCGAUGUGAAAGAAUCUGAAAUUUUUAUUAGUGGAAAUUUUGUAGUUCACAUGAUAAGUUUGAACAACUCAACAUGUUCGCGAGUUAACUUAGAUAUUGGAAUUCCGUUCAUGGAAGCAAUGAUCUAUGCCAUUGAGUUAACAAAAAACAUAUCCAAUUUUUUUCCAAACGGAUUUAAAUUAAAUUAUAUAUUUAAUGAUUUAUGUGAGAGUCGUAGUAAAGUUUAUAAUUCAAUUAUUAAGUCAAAUGUAGCUGUUGGUAUUGGAUCGUAUAGUUCUACUUCCACAGAAUUUUGGUCUAGAUUUUUGUGGGUAUGGAAUAAAUGUUUAAUAAGUUAUGGUGCUACCAGCAAGAUUUUUUCAAACCGGAAAAAGUUUUCUUCGCUUUUUACAACUUUGCCACUCGAUAAUUGGACUUCUUUAGCUUUGAUAGAACUGUCACGCAAAUAUAAUUGGAACUAUGUUGGCAUAAUAUCAACGUACAACGAAGACGGAAAAUCAAUGACGUAUGAAUAUCAAGAGUUUAUGAAAAAAAAUUAUAUGUGUGUUGCAUUUUCUAGAACUAUUAACAAAGAUGCAAAGCCAGAAGAAUUCUUUGAACUAAUCACAUACUUAAAUAAAUUUUAUAAAACGGAACGAAAACCUAAAACAAUUUUCCUUUUUCUCACGUACGAAGUUUGCCAGCGUCUUUUUGAAGCUUUUGCAGCUUACUCGUACUCCUUAAAUUUUUUUCAAUUUGUUAUCGGUACACAGUGCGGAACAAUGGCAAGUAUACCCACUGCUGUUCAAAGCUUGUUUGAAGGCUUAAUAACUUUGCAGGUUGCUAAUCCGUUUCCUGCCGACUUUGAAAAAUAUUUCAGCGAUUUAAAUCCAACGAAAAAAAUUGGAGCGGUAAAUGAAGGCUUUUUUCGUGAAUAUUGGGAAGCUUUACAUCAAUGUUCAUUAAACGACUAUUUUUCUGACUGUGCAAAUCGAUCGCAUAUUGGUUUUAAUCGAUUUAUACCUGUUCGACCUGUUAUUAAAGCAAGCUUUGCGGCAGCCUACGCCUUAAAAAACUGGUUAUUUCAAAAUUGUGUCUUGUGCAAGCCUUCGUGUGAAAAUACGUGCAAGCCUUCUGCAAUAAACGAUUUGUACAACUAUAUACCUUAUGCAAGUGAUGAAUAUGGAAAGCCUUUUCUUAAUAACAUUGAAGACCCAGAAAACUAUGAAUUUUUUCAAUAUAAAAGAAAUGUAAAUAACAAUUUUGAAUUUCAGCGCAUUGGAGAAUGGAACUUUGAGCUGUACGUUAAAACAAACGGUACCACAGGUCUAAUUAUUAACGAGACUGCAAUAACUUCACCAACACCAUCAAUUUGUAGUUCAGCUUGUAACAAAAACCAAAUACAAACAGCCGUUAUUGAUUGCUGUUGGAGGUGUGAAUACUGUGAUGUUUCAAAAGAAUAUGUUAGAAACAAUUCUUGUAUAGUUUGCCCAAUAGGUUCCAGACCAAAUAUAUUGCAAGAUGGUUGUUUAAAAUUGCCCAUAAUUUCUAUUCAUUCAAAUUCUACCUUAUCAUUUAUUGUCAUGACAACAUCUGUUUUUGCCAUAACAUGCUCGGUUAUCAUUAUGGUUAUUUACAUACAAAAUAAAUCUGCUCCUGUUAUAAAAGCAAGCAGCUUUGAAAUGGCAAUCUGUUCACUGGUAGGCAUAAUUUUAAUGCUUGUAAUGCCAAUCCUUUUUAUACAAACACCUACAGAAGCAUACUUGUGUCAUAUUCAGAAAAUAGUUUUUGGUUUAUCUCUGACGUUAUGUUAUUCUCCCCUGGUAUUAAAAACAAAUCGGGUCUACCGUAUCUUUACCAGUUCUUCAAAAUUUAAAUUAAGAAGUUUGAUGUUAGUCUCAAUGAAGUCGCAAUUUUUACUUAUAACUGGAAUGGUUGGAAUACAAAUGGUAAUGGCAAUUCUUUGGAUUACAAAUGACGUACCCACCCUUAUACAAACUUAUAACAAUGUUUCAGGGGUUCAAUCUUGUAAAAUAACAAGAGAAAGUAUGACGUUAAACACUCUUUUUCCUGCUGUUCUCAUAAUUUCUUGUGCAGUAUAUGCUUUUAAAACGCGUCAUCUUCCAGAAACUUAUUCAGAAAUCAAGAGCAUUGGCAUUUCAAUGUAUUUUACUUUGUUUAUCAUCACUAUUUGCUUAGUACUGAUUAUGCUAUUAGGUGUGAAGGAAUUUGCUGGAACAUAUAUUUUAUGUUUUACAUUUCAAGCAUCAGCGAUUGUUGCCCUGAUUGGUCAAUACGCAAUGAAGAUUAUUAUUUUAUUUUGUAAAAAAAACGACGAUGCAUGCCCAGCAACGUUUAACUAUAUUACAAGUCCAACCGUAUCUCGAUUAGCAAUGAUGGGUAGAAUCAAUAGUGGUUAUAAAGUAGAUACUUUAGAUCCUAUCAUAUUUCGCGACAAUCGCUCAGAAUCAAUACCAAAUUAAAAAAAUCAGUUCAUUGGAUAUAUUUGGAUAUUCAUUGUAUACAGCCUCUCUUCUUCAUUUAAUUAAUAUUUAUUGGUCCAAAUUAGCACGCCUAUAAAAUUCAUGUGACUUUUAAAAACUAAAAGAAAAAACUUUGAAAUUAUUAGAAAGAAAACUAGAAAUGGAUUGUUAUUUGAGAGUAAUGUUAAAAUUUUAAGAAAUAUUUAUUUAUUUAUUUUUUGUACUAAAUUUCUUUAUGAAAAUAUAUA